Messenger RNA from Quercus robur (English oak), 945 nucleotides. Its product is annotated as F-box protein At3g62230-like. Gene Ontology annotation, molecular function: protein binding. The coding region runs from base 1 to 945 and encodes 314 amino acids. The record is from RefSeq and is a predicted model, not a curated record. The transcript has a single exon. NCBI's taxonomy places the organism in Eukaryota, Viridiplantae, Streptophyta, Magnoliopsida, Fagales, Fagaceae.
AUGGCUGAUAACUUGGACAUGUUCAGAAAGUUGAGUGAGCAUUUGAUCCUGAUCAUCAUCUCUUUCCUUUCCUUCAAAGAAGCCGUAAGGACUAGCGUUUUGUCCAAGCGUUGGCGUUACAUAUGGCAUGAAACAAGGAACAUUGAGUUUGAUGAGAGAGCCUUUGUAGAUGUUCGUGAAUCUCAAGAAAUGCAAGCCUCUCAAAGAAGGGGUUUCAUGGAUUUUGCACUACAACGGAUCCAAAACUAUCAAGGACGUGAUAUAGAUAAGUUUCAACUCACAUUAUCUAAGCCUGAAAAUUUUAAUGGGGAUAUACAACGUUGCAUUUCAUUUGCCAUCAUACAUAAUGUGAAAGGUUUAGGCCUUGAUUUUUCUGACCCAACAUGGGCAGAAGAUAACCUUGAUAAUCAUGCAGCGUUGUUUGAUUUGCCAUUAAAUGUGUUUGGACAUAUAGUUCUUGAAUCUAUAAAGUUGUUCUCCUGCAAUUUUCGUAACUCUGACUUCAUGAACUUUACAGCACUGAAGCAAGUCUCUUUCGGUUGGCUGGAAUUAUCACUGAGUUUUAUUAAAGCCUUGUUAAGGAAUUGUCCCUUGCUAGAGAGUUUGAGUUUGAAGAAGUGUUGGAACUUGGAUCAUCUUGAAAUCAGUGGACCAAAUUUGAGGCUGAAAUGUUUUGUUGCGGAUAACUGUUCUCUAAUUUCCAAUGAGAUUGUCAUUGAAGCGCCAAAUUUAAGGUUCUUCAAAUAUUCUUGGACAAUUCCUCAUUUUGAAUUUGAAAUACACCCAGCCCAUAUGGAAGAAGCAGAUCUAAGCUUUGGGAUGGAGUUGGAUUAUGAUGAAUCUAUAGGAUAUGAUCUCUAUAAACUCCGUCUACAACUUUAUCCAAUCAAGGCUUUGACUAUUUGCAGCUUUAUACUUCAGGUUUUAUCUCUUUACAUAAAUUAA